AUGAGAACAGUGGCUAAGAACGAUUUUGAGAAGAACUUUUUGAAAUUAAUGAAUAACUCUGUGUUUGGAAAGACUAUGGAGAAUCUAAGGAAGCGUGUUGAUGUGAAAUUAAUGGUUGACGGUGAUAGACUAAAGAAGAUGGUGGCAUCUGCAAGUUUCGUUAGGGCUAAAGUUUUGAGUGGCGGUUUAGUGGCAGUUAAGAAG
Messenger RNA from Paramuricea clavata, 204 nucleotides. The record is from the annotation of a GenBank genome assembly. Lineage: Eukaryota; Metazoa; Cnidaria; Anthozoa; Malacalcyonacea; Plexauridae.